Messenger RNA from Harmonia axyridis, 2102 nucleotides. It is a transcript of the gene gwl, whose product is annotated as serine/threonine-protein kinase greatwall. Gene Ontology annotation, cellular component: nucleus. Gene Ontology annotation, biological process: intracellular signal transduction; peptidyl-serine phosphorylation. Gene Ontology annotation, molecular function: protein serine/threonine kinase activity; ATP binding. The transcript has a single exon. Lineage: Eukaryota; Metazoa; Arthropoda; Insecta; Coleoptera; Coccinellidae. The coding region runs from base 150 to 1874 and encodes 574 amino acids. The record is from RefSeq and is a predicted model, not a curated record.
GUCUGUCAAUAUUCUGUCAAUGAAUUCUGCUCACUACUGUUGUGUCAAAAAUUCAAUUUAAAGCGUCUAUUGUAGAAAAACCGCUCUAUUUUCAAAUAUAAACGGUUUCAAUAAAUUUUUCAUCUUUAGUUUUCAUUGAAAAAUUGAAAAUGUCAUUCGAUAACUCAACUUCUACUAAACCUCCAGAUAUCAAUGACUUCGUUAUAAUAAAACCAAUAAGUAAAGGUGCUUUUGGAAAAGUAUUUUUAGGCCACAAGAAAUCGAAUAAUAAAGUGAUGUACGCCAUUAAAGUGAUGAAAAAAUAUGAAAUGAUACACAAAAAUAUGGUUUCCCAAGUUGUGAAUGAAAGAAAUGCGUUGGCCCUAACCAACUGCCCUUUUUGUGUCAAAUUAUAUUAUUCUCUCCAAACUUCUUCUUCGAUAUAUCUCGUUAUGGAAUUUAUGGUUGGUGGUGAUUUAAAAUCACUGCUCAGUGUUUAUGGUUUCUUCGAUGAAGCAAUGGCCACAUUUUAUGUUGCGGAAGUUUGUUUGGCCUUGCAAUAUUUACAUAGCCAUGGAAUCACACAUAGGGAUAUAAAACCUGAUAAUAUGUUGCUUUCUAAGGAAGGACAUGUGAAAUUAACUGAUUUUGGAUUAUCAAAGGUGCAAAUACAUAGAGAUCUAGAGAUAACCGAUUUUGAAAGCAACACACCAAAUUUAUGUACUAGAACUCCUGGGCAAUUGUUGAGCCUUACUUCUCAUUUCAGUUUUGGUUCGGGAAACUCCAAAUAUGUUAGUGUCAAUCCUAAUAAUGACUCUAUAUCAGAAUCUUUCAGCAUUUUAGACUCUCAGAAUAAUUCAUCUGUUCUUAAAGAAAGCAAUAAGGUUAAUGUAACUUCGAAUAAGACUGACUCAUCUAAACAACAAAUAGCUUUAUCUGGUGUAAAUUACCUAUCAGCAGAAUUCACAAAGAAUUCAUCAGAGACAGAGAAUAGUUCAUAUCACACAUGUAAUAGUAAUCAAGAAGAUUCAACUAAGGAUGCAAGUGAAAUUACAAAUGUCUCUGAAUUUUCACCAAUCAGUCGAGGAAUACCCACAAGAUAUGGACUAAGCAGUAUGAGAGCAAAACGCAAAUUACGUUCUCCUUCACCCACUAGCUCACACAAGGCUUAUGUAAAAACAGGCCUCACAGGUGAAAUGGAAAUAUUGAAAUUAGACAAAAGUAGUCCAUUGCAAGGAGGUGUAACAUUUUCAACUCCUGUAGCAACAGAUAAAUCAAAAAUGAAAACAACAAGGUUUGACAUACCAAGAAAUACUCUGGAUAACCAAAAACCUUCUAGUAGUAAAGGUAACACAAUAGUCAGCCCUAUUUCACAAACUGGAGAAUGUACCCCAAAAACACCAAGGACUCCUUACCGAACUCCUAAAUCAGUGAGAAGAGCUCACUGGAGCUCUGAUCAAAGGGUUUUAGGUACCCCAGAUUAUCUUGCUCCAGAGUUGCUUUUGAGACAGGGCCAUGAUUGUUCUGUUGAUUGGUGGUCGUUAGGAGUAUGUUUAUAUGAAUUUGUAACUGGAUUUCCUCCUUUUAAUGACAGCAGUGCUCAAAAAGUUUUCAAAAAUAUAUUGGCACAUAAUAUUGAAUGGCCAACAGGAGCAGAAGCUUUGUCAAAAGAAAUUGUUGAUGCUAUUGAAUCAUUUUUGACUCAUGAUCCUGAAAAAAGACCUAAAGCAGAGGAAGUCAUAAAAAUGGAUGCCUUCAAAAAUAUUGAUUGGGAUAACCUAUUGUCAAUGACACCCCCAUUUGUUCCUGACCCAUUUGAUCCACAAGAUACAGGAUAUUUUCAAGCAAGGAAUGAAUUAUUAAAUUUUAAUCUUUCAAAUUAUGAAAUUCCGUGAAGUGUCUCUAAUUUAGUCCUCCAUUCAAAUUUUUAAAUAACCAUAUUUGAACAUACAAAAUAUUAAAAUGAUAAUGGAAAUUCAUGAAAAGUCAAAGAUACUCAAAGGGUAUCGUAAUUCAACUUAUUACUUAUCAAAAUGGCAAAAAGGUCAACUUGACAAAAAAUUUGUUAAAUUUAUUGCUCACAGUAAUAUUGUGAGUUAGAAUACAUUAAACCGUUGUUUUUA